Messenger RNA from Pyrenophora tritici-repentis Pt-1C-BFP, 1293 nucleotides. Its product is annotated as DUF1682 domain-containing protein. The record is from RefSeq and is a predicted model, not a curated record. Gene Ontology annotation, molecular function: calcium ion binding. Gene Ontology annotation, cellular component: endoplasmic reticulum. Gene Ontology annotation, biological process: endoplasmic reticulum calcium ion homeostasis. NCBI's taxonomy places the organism in Eukaryota, Fungi, Ascomycota, Dothideomycetes, Pleosporales, Pleosporaceae.
AUGGCAGACUUCGUCAAGGGUCUCUUCGGUGCGCAGAAGCCUAUACAGGCUCCAGUUGCAGGCGAUGACGACUUCGCCGACUAUGCGGGUGCUCCUCAGCCCACGCCGGCUGCCAACCCAGACUUCACUGCUGUCACCGGCGCGGCACAGGCGGCUCCUACGGCCAUGGGCACCAGCCGACCGUACACGGCAUGGUACCGUAUAUGGGAGCGCACAACGGUAGAUGACUUCAAGCUGGAGAUGUACAUCUUGCCCUUCCUCUUCCUUCUCGUCGUCGUUCACGUCUGGGGCACCAAGACCAACCGCAAGAAGGCCAAGUCAUGGAUGAAGGCCCACGCGCCCGUCCUCGGCAACGAGUUUGUUCAAGUCGGCUAUACGGUUCCGCGAGAGGGCGUGACUCCUUCUGUGGACAGUAUGAUCAAGGAGAAGAAGCCCGACGAAUUCCAGACAUAUGCGACCGGACGCCAGAACGUCGCCUUUGUCGACGUCAAGUUGACUCUUUACAAGCGCUUCAGUCCCUUUAUGUGGUUGAGCGAAGCCAUGCUUCCCCUGUUCUUCGAGAGCUUCGCUCCCCCCACGGAGCGCAUCGAGGCUACCGCAUACGCUUUCGAUGGUCGUGAGACUAAGUUUGCGCCUGCGUAUGGCCAGGGCGACGCGAAGAAGGUCGCCAACAGCGCUUACGAUGGAUUCGUUUUCGCUGUUGUACACAAGGAUAUCAUGAAGCGCAUGCGCGAUGAGCGCUACGAUCUGUCUCUGACUACAACUCGCGACCACGCCAAGUUGCCUGUCUGGACUACGGUUAUGAGCGAGAGCGCAGAGGUCACCGACAUGCUCCUUACCCCUGAGCUCAUCAAGGCUGUUAAUGACGCUGGUGACAACUUCGAGGCCAUCAUUGUUAGCGACCAGCCGAUGAACGCGCCCAAGACUCUUGACGAAACCAAGCCUCGCAAGCGUCUCAGCCUUUCCCUGAAGUUCGCCUCAGACUACUCCGCUACCCUCCCCAUCUUCCAGUACUUCCUCCGCCUCCCCGACCAACUCGCUUCCGCGGGACAUUUCCGUCCUGAAGCCCUCCGCCGCAUCAAGCAGACGCGCGAUGAGCAGAUUGCUAAGAUCCGCAAGGCAGAAGACGAGGAGAAGGCCGAGGAAAGGAAGCUGGCAGCAGACAAAUUGAAGAAGGAGCAGAGGGAUGCAAAGUUGGGCAGACUGAGUGCGGAAGAGCAGCGCAAGUUUUUGGAAAAGGAGCGCGAGAAGAACGCACGCAAGGGCAUGAAGAGGAGUACUGUCAAGGCGUAG